CUUAUGUGGUUGAUUUACAAAUCCCUGAAAACUUGAGAGAUUUUGUUCUUCCCUUUCUGUUUGUUUCUCUAUUUUCCCCCAGUUAGAUUAUUAACAUCCCUUCAAAGCAAAAAAUGGCUUCAAAAAGAAGGGGACCUUCAAGGCCCCAUUCCCUCAGCACCUAUGAAUCCCUGUUUGCAACUCUCUUUGCCAUACUGGUGUUGCUCUUUGCUGGAUUAUUUGCAGUGUCUUGGCUGGUAAUUGAGGGAUCAGAAAGAGAUGCAGUAUUUGGAAGAAGUCACAAAGCCAGAGGGACAUUGAAAAUAACAUCUGGAGCAACAUAUAAUCCUAAUUUGCAAGACAAACUCUCAGUGGAUUUCAAGAUUCUUGCUUUUGACCUUCAUCAAAUGAUAGAUGAAAUCUUUCAAUCAAGUAAUCUGAAAAAUGAAUAUAAAAACUCAAGAGUCUUACAAUUUGAAAAUGGCAGCGUUAUAGUCAUAUUUGAUCUUUUCUUUGCCCAUUGGGUGUCAGAUGAAAAUGUAAAAGAAGAACUGAUUCAAGGCAUUGAAGCAAAUAAAUCCAGCCAACUGGUGACUUUCCAUAUUGAUUUGAACAGCAUCGAUAUCACAGCAUCUUUGAAGAAUUUCUCAACAGUAAGCCCUGCAACAACUUCAGGAAGUGUUUCAGUAGAGUGCCCCUCUGGUUCAAGGCCUUGUGCUGAUGCUCUAAAGUGUAUAGCAAUUGAUUUAUUUUGUGAUGGAGAAUUAAACUGUCCAGAUGGUUCUGAUGAAGACAAUAAAACUUGUGCCACAGCCUGUGAUGGAAGAUUUUUGUUGACUGGAUCUUCUGGGUCCUUCCAGGCUUCCCAGUAUCCAAAACCUUCUAAACCAAGCAUUGUUUGCCAGUGGAUUAUAUGUGUAAGCCAAGGACUUGCCAUUAAAUUAAGCUUCAAUUCUUUUAACACAUUCUAUACGGAUGUACUGAAUAUUUAUGAAGGUGUGGGUGCAAGUAAAAUUUUAAGAGCUUCUCUCUGGGAAACUAAUCCUGGCACAAUUAGGAUUUUUUCCAACAAGGUUACUGCCACCUUUCUUAUAGAAUCUGAUGAAAAUGAUUAUAUUGGAUUUAAUGCAACAUAUACUGCAUUUAACAGCAGAGAGCUUAAUAAUUCUGAGAAAAUUAACUGUAAUUUUGAAGAUGGCUUUUGUUUCUGGGUCCAAGAUCUAAAUGAUGAUAAUGAAUGGGAAAGGGUUCAGGGAAACACCUUUCCUCCUUUUACUGGACCAAAUUUUGACCACACUUUUGGCAAUGUUUCAGGAUUUUACAUUUCCACCCCAACUGGACCAGGAGGAAGACAAGAAAGAGUAGGACUUUCAAGUCUCUCCUUAGACCCCAUGUUGGAACCGGUCUGCCUCAGUUUCUGGUAUUUUAUGUAUGGUGAAAAUGUCUAUAAAUUAAGCAUUAAUAUCAGCAGUGAUCAAAACAUGGAGAAGACAGUUUUCCAAAAGGAAGGCAAUUAUGGAGAAAACUGGAAUUAUGGACAAGUAACAUUAAAUGAAACAGUGGGAUUUAAGAUUACUUUCAAUGCUUUUAAAAACCAGUUUCUGAGUGAUAUCGCUUUAGAUGACAUUAGUCUGUCACAUGGGAUUUGCAAUGUGAGUCUUUAUCCAGAGCCCACUUUGGUGCCAACUCCUCCACCAGAACUCCCUACGGACUGUGGUGGACCUUUUGAACUGUGGGAGCCAAACUCGACAUUCACUUCUAUGAACUUUCCAAACAGCUACCCUAAUCAGGCUUUCUGUGUUUGGAACUUAAAUGCACAGAAGGGAAAGAAUAUACAACUUCAUUUUCAAGAAUUUGACUUAGAAAAUAUUGCAGAUGUAGUUGAAAUCAGAGAUGGUAGAGGUGAUGAUUCCUUGCUCUUAGCUGUGUACACGGGGCCUGGUCCAGUAAAGGACGUGUUUUCAACCACCAAUACAAUGACAGUGCUUUUCAUUACUAACAAUCUGUUGGCAAAAGGGGGAUUUAAAGCAAACUUCACUACUGGCUAUCAUUUGGGCAUUCCAGAGCCUUGCAAAGAAAACUAUUUUCAAUGUAAGAAUGGAGAAUGUGUCCCACUGGUGAAUCUCUGUGACAGCCUCCCGCACUGUAAGGAUGGCUCAGAUGAAACACAUUGUGUGCGUCUUUUCAAUGACACAACAAACAGUGGUUUGGUGGAGUUCAGAAUCCAGAACACUUGGCAUGUAGCUUGUGCUGAGAACUGGACCACCCAGAUUUCAAAUGAUGUUUGUCAACUGCUGGGACUUGGGAGUGGAAACUCAUCAAUGCCAAUCUUCUCUACUGGAGGUGGACCAUUUGUAAAAUUAAACACAGCACCUAAUGGCAGCUUAAUAUUAACACCAAGUAAACAGUGUUUACAGGAUUCACUGAUUCUGUUACAGUGUAACCAUAAAUCAUGUGGACAAAAACUGGUGGCUCAAAAAGUCAGCCCAAAGAUUGUUGGAGGAAAUAAUGCCCAGGAGGGAGCCUGGCCCUGGCUCACUGCUCUGUAUUAUAACGGCCAGCUGCUCUGUGGGGCUUCUCUUGUCAGCAACGACUGGCUGGUGUCUGCCGCCCACUGCGUGUACGGGAGAAAUUUAGGGACGUCUACAUGGAAAGCAGUGUUAGGCCUGCAUAUGACAUCGAAUCUGACUUCCCCUCAAAUAGUGACUCGGUUGAUAGAUCAAAUUGUCAUAAACCCACAUUAUGACAAACGGAGAAAGGACAGUGAUGUGGCCAUUAUGCACCUUGAAUAUAAAGUGAAUUACACAGAUUAUAUACAACCUAUUUGUUUACCAGACAAAAGUCAAGUUUUUCCUCCAGGAAGAAUUUGUUCUAUUGCUGGCUGGGGGAGAGUGGUAUAUCAAGGUCCUACUGCAAAUGUAUUGCAAGAAGCUGAUGUUCCUCUCCUGGCAAAUGAAAAAUGUCAACAACAGAUGCCAGAAUACAACAUCACAGAAAAUAUGAUAUGUGCAGGCUACGAAGAAGGUGGAAUCGAUUCUUGUCAGGGGGAUUCAGGAGGACCAUUAAUGUGCCAGGAAAACAACAGGUGGUUCCUGGCUGGAGUGACAUCAUAUGGGCACCAGUGUGCACAGCCUAACCGUCCGGGGGUGUAUGCCUGGGUCCUGAGGUUCACGGAAUGGAUACAAAGUUUUCUACAUAAGAGUGUUCCAAACAUGAAAAUCAGGCAGUUUUCCCCAUUCUACUCUAAGAAGCAAGGAAAUAGAGAGUUCUGUUAAAAAAAAAAAAAAAAAAGUUUCUAAAAGCCUUAUUCUUAUCUAAGCCACUGAAAUGCUGGGGGUAAAAAGAACAAAAAAUAUGUAUCUUUACAAUACAAAUUAACUUUAAUACAUUUUGAUUUUAUUGUGAACAGUUACUCUUUCACAAGUAUCAUUUCUUUCUUAAUGAGUAUUUUUAUCAUAUUCUCUUUUUUAAAGGAAUGUAACUUUAAAGCAUAUACUAUAUACUUAAUAAAGUUUUAGCAAAAUUAGUAAAAGAAGUGAAAUUGCUCUGUGCCAAGUAUGUUAUUCUUUGAAAAAAACUACUGCAAAUUAUCUGGUUCCAUCUGAGAUGCUGUUGUUAGAAUCUCAGCCGUCUUCCUGCUUUUCCCUCCAAAUGCACUUCUGAUUCAUCUGGAACAUGUCCUUAAUAUUGUCCCCAUUCAUAAAAGAGAUGUACUGUAAGCUCCUGUCACAGACCUGGACCAAACUGACUGCACAGUCCUCUCAAAUAAAUUAAUUAAACAGCAACUAAGUACAAGUCUAUAUAUCACCCUUGCAUCAAAAUAAAAGGUAAUUAACCAAAAUUGUCAUUCUUUUAUUGGAUCACUUUUUUAACUGGGUUAUUCAUACUGUUUGUCCAUUUUUCCCAAGCUAGCAUUUUUCAAGUUUUGAAAAAGUAAUAAGACAUAUUAAAGAACUGCAACCAUUACAAAUGGUUUUUUUUCUGAUUUGUGUGUGUUAUAGUCGAUGUUUCAACAUGUGCAAAACUUCCUUAGAAGCAGCUGGAUUGCCCAUUCGAAGGCCAAAAAUGUGGAAUAAAUGGAUUGGCUUCACUGCUUUAAUCUCUUGGAUCAUUUCCAGAGUAAGAACAAAGUUCAAAUUAGCCUACUACACAAAAUCUAUUGAUUUAUUUAGAAACACAAAAUUCAUACCUUCUGCAAACACACACACACACAUAACCCUUAGGGCCAUCUCACUGCCAUUCUCAAAGAAGAGGGAAGUUGACCAUCCCACUCCUGUACCUACAGGUUCAGUAACUGAUACCCCAAGAGUUAUCCAGGCCUGCAUCGAGAUAAAAGGCGAAACCAAAGUCCUUCCCAGCGCUUUGCCUCUCCAGCCUUGUAGCUGUGGGAGUCAUGGGUGGCACAGAAACAGGGAAAGCACAGUCUCCCCUCCAUCCAGUCCUGACUAAAGAAGAAACACAUGGUGGGAGCUUGUAGUGAAGAGGCAGAUCCCGGCAGCUGGUCUCUCAUUCUGCCCAGAAAGAGCAGUAGCCAAGAAAAGAAAGUGGAGGGCUAACUGUGGGCAGAUCUAAGCUUAGAACACAGCUGCCCAUGCCCCCAUCUGCAAGCAGCUGCGGAGGGGCCAGUGCCCACUAAGUCUGAUUUGCCUCUUAGUUGUGCCAACCACCUCUAGUUGUGAAUCGCCUUCAUGAAAGCUGUUUAUUAUCUAACUUAAAAG
Molecule: messenger RNA, 4697 nt
Organism: Manis javanica (Malayan pangolin)
Lineage: Eukaryota; Metazoa; Chordata; Mammalia; Pholidota; Manidae
Gene: TMPRSS15
Product: transmembrane serine protease 15
Biological process (GO): proteolysis
Cellular component (GO): membrane
Molecular function (GO): protein binding; serine-type endopeptidase activity
Source: RefSeq, a predicted model, not a curated record